CUCAUGGAAAAUUUCGGGAUAACCCACCAGUCACCUGAACUCAAGUCACCUGGGGGAGAAAAAUUUACCAGCACGAGGCAGACGAUGAAUGCCUAAUUUGACUUGGUUCUGCAUGCAAGUGUGUUCUCUCUCCUGCAGGUCAGUCCCAAAAAGCAACCCAACCAUGUGUCAAAAGAUCAUCCCUGCAAUCUGCAGCCGACCACAGAGAGAACAGGAGUCGCUUGGAAGCAUGACAAACAAACACAUCACGGGCAAAAAAAUUAAAAAAAGAAACAACAGAUUUCAGGCUAAACAACACAGCAGCAUAGAUGGAACAGCGUCGUAGCAAACACAGCGGAACAGAGGGGGAAAAUAAGCGAGACAUUAUGCGCGUGAGAAGCAAAUAAACGUGACAAAAUUCUGAGCAAAGACUACCGCCGGUAAUCGCCGGUAAUUCCCACAUUGACAAGUCACACACG
Messenger RNA from Aspergillus eucalypticola CBS 122712, 458 nucleotides. RefSeq lists its product as uncharacterized. The coding region runs from base 89 to 325 and encodes 78 amino acids. The record is from RefSeq and is a predicted model, not a curated record. The transcript has a single exon. Lineage: Eukaryota; Fungi; Ascomycota; Eurotiomycetes; Eurotiales; Aspergillaceae.